Tetrapisispora phaffii CBS 4417 is the source of this 654-nucleotide messenger RNA. RefSeq lists its product as uncharacterized. Lineage: Eukaryota; Fungi; Ascomycota; Saccharomycetes; Saccharomycetales; Saccharomycetaceae. The record is from RefSeq and is a predicted model, not a curated record. The coding region runs from base 1 to 654 and encodes 217 amino acids. The transcript has a single exon.
AUGCAAUAUUACAUCCAAAAAAGGUAUUUCACUGGUUUAAAACCCAUUGUGUUUAAGCCAGGUUCGAUAUUUUCAAAAGUUGAUGAAGCAAACAGGGAAUGGAACAUUGUAACAGCAAGAACAUACGAUAAGCCUUUACCGACUCCCCAACGAUCUGAAGUUGAUAAUCUAGUCAAAGAAAUGAAUGCAAUGGGAUUGGGAACACAGACUAAUAUGGAAUUAAACUUUAGUACCACUAAUGAUACAUCUAGCAUCCGAAUUCCACCAUAUAUCGAAGACAAAACCAUAGCAUUCCCGCAAAUCGACUUUAGCAUAUUUUCAGAAUCAAUGGCCUCCGACGGAGAUUCUAUCAAUGAAACAGAAUUAUUAAAGGAAUCAUUCUUUCACAUUGUUGCUAACCACAAUGACCAGAUUAUUUAUAGUGAAAUAGAAUCUUCAAAUGUAUUCCCUAACGAUUCUCAAGAGAAGAAUGAAUUCAAAGAAUCAAUACGAAAACAGAAUAAGAAAAAAUACAUAUUUGGCAAAUAUCAAAAAAUGUUUGAUUUCAUAUAUAUUUACAACAAUACCGUCAUGCAAUACUACGAGGCACAAAAACUCAUUGAUAUUGAUACACUCUUCCUAGAUUUUGAAGUGAGAGAAUAUAAUAGUCAAUAA